Brassica oleracea var. oleracea is the source of this 497-nucleotide messenger RNA. RefSeq lists its product as uncharacterized. The transcript has 2 exons. Bases 76 to 291 code for a protein of 71 amino acids. The record is from RefSeq and is a predicted model, not a curated record. Lineage: Eukaryota; Viridiplantae; Streptophyta; Magnoliopsida; Brassicales; Brassicaceae.
UAAUUGACCAAACCGGGAUCGAUCUAACUCCACAGACACAGUCGUCGAAGAGAAAGGUUGAAUCGAGAGAAGAGGAUGGGUGGAGGAAUGGAGACGAACAAGAACAAGUUCAUCGAGGAUUGGGGAUCCGCGAGAGAGAAUCUGGAGCAUAACUUCCGCUGGACGCGUCGGAACUUCGCUCUCAUCGGAAUCUUCGGCAUCGCCCUCCCCAUCAUCGUCUACAAGGGCAUCGUCAAAGAUUUUCAUAUGCAAGACGAAGAUGCAGGCAGACCACACAGAAAGUUCCUGUGAGCUUGUUUGCAACAACAUUCUCUUCUGCAACAUGUCUCAGCAGUUUGGAAUUUUCAAGAAGCUGAUGCUAGAACCCACCUUUCUUUCUUUUUUGCAUUUUAUUAUUCAGAAUAAAAGAACAUCUCAAGGAUAAUACUUGCUGUUUCCAAAAGUUUGUUUUGAUUGGGCAAAUAAAAAAAAACUAAUGUUCCCCCGUUUUGACACUA